AUGGCUGUGGACUUUGGGGACCAUGCCAGUGGCUUUCGCCACAUGGAUGUAGUCAAGUUCAUCAACAAUGAGGUCCUUGUGAACGGGGGCGGCCCCGAUUUCUAUGUGGCCUUCCGCUCGCGACCCUGGAGCAAGAUAGAGGAUCAGUUGCAAAUCGUGGUUGCUGACCCGCGGGUGCCGCACAACAUCAAAAGGGCCUGUGCCUGGAGUGCACUGGCAUUGAGCGUGCGUGUGGGUGCGAGGCAGUGGGAGCAGCAGGCGCACCGUAUCAGGCAGCUCCAGGAGCAGGUGGGGGAGCGUGAGGCGGCUUCCUGGGCCCUGGCCAAUGAGCUGAAGCGCCUCCGUGAGGAGCGUCAGGAGGCGGCAGUGCAUUUACGAAGCGCACGGUACACCCUGAAGCAGGUGAUGGAUGAGCGAGAUAUGUUGCGCUGGCGACUGCUCCAGUUUGAGAGAUCGGCCCAGCUAGCACCUGUGGCACAUGACAUGCUGCCUGGGCCUGGAGCUGAGCAGCUUGGGGCUACAGCAUGGCCCAUGAAUGUACCGGCGCACGGAAAGAUGGUGGCUCUGGGAGCACAGGGCAUGCCACAUUCAGAGAGUCAGAUGGCAGCCCCAGCAGCUGUGGUUUAUGUCCCCGGACCCCAGAGCUCCUUUGCCCAGGCAAUGCAACCCCGUCCACCAAUGCCGGUGCCACAUCCAUUCCCAUGCCAUGUGCCAUUUCCAUCGGGAUACCCAUAUGUGACACCUUUACCACCUUUAGCAGUUAUGGAAGGGGGAGCAGUCACGGCACCAGCAGUGCCAGGAGCAGUCGCACCCCAGAUGCCUCCUCUGGGGAUCUACCCACCUGGUCAGUGGGCUGCAGGGGGGGCCCAGGGAGAGAUGGCCCCACCAUAUGACCCGAGUUUUAAUGCCCAAGGGGUAUAUUCUGACAACCUCCAGGGGGAAUAUGCCCAGGAGGCCUGCAGAAGCCACAACCAAGAAGAAGGUGCUGUGUGUCCCCAGGGGAUGUCCACACUGAGGGACAGCAGAAGCCAGAGCCGAGAGGAAGGUGCUGUGUGUCCCCAGGAGAUGUCCUCCCUGCCGGACAGCAGAAGCCAGAGCCGAGAGGAAGGUGCUGUGUGUCCCCAGGGGAUGUCCUCCGUGGGGGACAGCAGAAUCCAGAGCCAAGAGGAAGGUGCUGUGUGUCCCCAGGAGAUGUCCUCCCUGCCGGAUAGCAGAAGCCAGAGCCUAGAGGAAGGUGCUGUGUGUCCCCAGGGGAUGUCCUCCCUGCAGGACAGCAGAAGCCAGAGCCGAGAGGAGGGUGCUGUGUGUCCCCAGGAGAUGUCCUCCCUGCCGGACAGCAGAAGCCAGAGCCAAGAGGAAGGUGCUGUGUGUCCCCAGGUGAUGUCCUCCGUCGGGGACAGCAGAAACCACAGCCGAGAGGAAGGUGCUGUGUGUCCCCAGGGGGUGUCCUCCCUGCAGGACAGCAGAAGCCAGAGCCGAGAGGAGGGUGCUGUGUGUCCCCAGGAGAUGUCCUCCCUGCCGGACAGCAGAAGCCAGAGCCGAGAGGAAGGUGCUGUGUGUUCCCAGGGGAUGUCCUCCCUGCCGGACAGCAGAAGCCAGAGCCAAGAGGAAGGUGCUGUGUGUCCCCAGGUGAUGUCCUCCGUCGGGGACAGCAGAAACCACAGCCGAGAGGAAGGUGCUGUGUGUCUCCAGGGGACAGCGCCCCAGGGAGACAGCAGGAGCCACAGCCAGAAGGAAUGUCCAGUGAUGCCCCAGGGGAAGUACUCCAUGGGCAGCAGCAAGUUCCCCAAACAAGAAGGUCCAGAGAGGCUCCAGGGGACACGUCCCUGGGGGUCCAGCACAUGUUAUAUUGUGAGAAAAAGCCCCAAGAAACAGGAGCAAAAGACCAAGCAACCCAAAGAGAAAAAAUCCUCAAAUUUCCAGCAUCAGCAGAAGCCUGCUAUAUAUCCCAGUCAAAGUUGUUGGAAGUGCCUGCAUUGUAAAGCAGUGAAUUUUCCACGGCGCAAGGCCUGCUAUAAAUGCAAGAUCGUCUGCAGGGCAUUUGAGAGUGGAGGCCCGGAUCCUGGACAAGCUCACUGA
Messenger RNA from Budorcas taxicolor (takin), 2079 nucleotides. Its product is annotated as testis-expressed protein 13D-like. The record is from RefSeq and is a predicted model, not a curated record. The transcript has a single exon. Lineage: Eukaryota; Metazoa; Chordata; Mammalia; Artiodactyla; Bovidae. The coding region runs from base 1 to 2079 and encodes 692 amino acids.